Messenger RNA from Labeo rohita (rohu), 4374 nucleotides. RefSeq names its product striatin, calmodulin binding protein 3 (gene strn3). Gene Ontology annotation, cellular component: dendrite. The record is from RefSeq and is a predicted model, not a curated record. Gene Ontology annotation, molecular function: protein phosphatase 2A binding; calmodulin binding; armadillo repeat domain binding. Bases 189 to 2339 code for a protein of 716 amino acids. Lineage: Eukaryota; Metazoa; Chordata; Actinopteri; Cypriniformes; Cyprinidae. The transcript is spliced from 16 exons.
ACAUCCAGGGAUCGGACUAAUGGCGGCCGGCAAAUCCGUGCGCUGACACGAAAUCCACAACAGCCGCUCAGGUGCCAGCCUAUAUCGUGGGGGGCAGGGCGACGUCGCAUUGCUACACGAACGGUAAAGAAGGGAGGGCUGAGGGGAAACAAUCGGCGACUUCUAGCAGGACUUUCCUAUUUUUAAACAUGGAUGAACAGCCCGGCGGAGGAGGAGGAGGAGGAGGAGGAGGAAUGGCCGCCCAGAGACAGCAACAGCAGCAGCAGCCCGCACCGCAGCAGGGCAACAACAGCAUUAAUCCCCAGAUCGCCAGCGCCGGAGGAGCGCCUAUGGUUCAGCAACAGCAAGACGAGAUGCCCAGGCCCCAGCAGUACACUAUCCCGGGGAUUUUACACUACAUUCAGCACGAAUGGGCCCGUUUCGAGAUGGAAAGGGCGCAUUGGGAAGUGGAGAGGGCCGAACUCCAGGCCCGAAUAGCGUUCCUCCAAGGAGAAAGGAAGGGUCAAGAAAAUUUAAAGAACGACCUUGUUAGAAGAAUAAAAAUGUUAGAAUAUGCAUUAAAGCAAGAAAGAGCAAAAUACCAUAAAUUAAAAUAUGGGACAGAACUAAAUCAAGGGGAAGUGAAAAUGCCUAGCUUUGAAUCAGAUACCAAAGAUACAGAGGUCUCGGCUAUACCUCAGAACAGCCAGUUAACGUGGAAACAGGGCAGGCAACUUCUCAGACAAUAUCUUCAGGAAGUAGGUUACACGGACACAAUACUGGAUGUCCGGUCGCAGAGAGUGCGGUCGUUACUGGGGCUGUCCGGCUCAGAGCAGAACGGUUCUGUGGAAACCAAGAACCUAGAACAAAUUCUCAAUGGAGGAGAGUCUCCAGCCAAAAGAAAGGGACAAGACAUGAAAAGGAAUCCAGAGGUUCUGGAGACAUUUAAUUUUUUAGAAAAUGCUGACGAUAGUGAUGAAGAGGAAGAUGAUGAGGGCGACAUAAUGGAAGAUGUGCCUGACAGGAGCGAUAAACGUAGAAUAAAAAAACAUAAAAUUAAGGUCGGAAAUGAAGGUUUGGCUUCUGACUUACCAGAUGACCCUGACACAGAGGAGGCACUGAAGGAGUUUGACUUUUUGGUAAAUGCGGAGGACGGAGAAGGUGCCGGAGAGGCUCGGAGUUCAGGAGACGGCACAGAGUGGGCUGAGCCUCUGCCAUUCACGCCCGGUGGGGGCAAGUCCUUUAUCAUGGGCUCUGAUGACAUGUUGGAAAGUGUGCUGGGCCUGGGAGACCUUGCAGAUCUGACUGUGUCCAAUGAUGAGGCUGAAUACAGCUAUGAUCUGCCAGCCAAUAAGGACGCGUUCAGGAAGACAUGGAAUCCCAAAUAUACCCUGCGAAGCCACUUUGAUGGAGUGCGGGCCCUGGCCUUCCAUCCUGUGGAACCGGUGUUGGUCACAGUCUCGGAAGACCACACCCUCAAACUGUGGAACCUCCAGAAGACAGUUCCUGCCAAAAAAAGUGCCUCUUUUGAUGUUGAGCCCAUAUACACGUUUAGAGGGCAUAUUGGGCCUGUGCUCUCAUUGGCUGUGACCUCGAGCGGCGAGCAGUGUUUUAGUGGUGGAAUCGAUUCAACAAUACAGUGGUGGAACAUCCCCAGCUCUAACGUAGACCCGUAUGACACAUAUGAUCCCAGCGUGUUGGCUGGUACGUUGUUGGGUCACAGUGACGCAGUGUGGGGAUUGGCUUACAGUGGAAUCAAAAACCGGCUGCUCUCCUGUUCAGCUGAUGGGACAAUCAAGCUGUGGAACCCUCAAGAGAAGUCACCGUGUCUCAGCACAUUUAACUCAGAUAGAGAUCAUGGUGUUCCCACAUCAAUUGAUUUCAAUGGGUGUGAUCCAGCUCAUAUGGUGGCGUCCUACAACACAGGCGAUGUUGUUGUUUAUGAUUUAGAGACAUCACAGCCCCUCGUGGUAUUCUCUGCACAGGGAGAGAGCGCUAUUCCUUUUGGGAAUCACAUUAAUAAAGUAGUCACUCACCCCACCCUGCCAAUCACAGUCACCGCUCACGAGGAUAGACACAUCAAAUUCUUUGAUAAUAAAUCAGGUAAAGCCAUACAUGCAAUGGUGGCUCACUUGGAUGCUGUUACUAGUCUGGCCAUAGAUCCAAAUGGCAUCUACUUGAUGUCAGGAAGUCAUGAUAGUUCCAUCCGCUUGUGGAACGUGGACAGCAAGACAUGCGUACAGGAGGUUACCGCGCACAGGAAAAAGUCAGACGAGGCCAUAUACGACGUUGCCUUCCACCCAUCUAAGGCAUACAUAGGAAGCGCCGGAGCCGAUGCCCUGGCCAAAGUGUUUGUAUAAAAGCACGUCCGAAUUAAUGCAUACGUAAAGACGAGAGAAAGAAAGGACUGCUUCACUGCCUUGUGUAACAAGAGUAGCAUUUCUCACACUACAUUGAAGUGGCUUCCACCUACGCUGUCAAUCCCACACCACACACACAACCGAUACCAGGUGCCAAGAGGGGGACGUGCCGUUUUUUUUUUUUUUUUUUUUUUUUUUUUUUUUUUUUUGUUUUUUUGCGAAGCCAGUGUGGAGUGCUCAAUCAGUUUUAAUCUUUUUUGUUUUCCUCAAAAAAAGAAAAAAUUAACUGUAAUUUACUGUAAGUCAAAGCUGGAGUGAAACCAGUGCUUGUAGCCUUUUGACUGGUUUUGAACCGAGCUGAUAAUGUGUCCUGUAGGUAUGUUUCAAUGACCAUGGAGUGGUUAUCAUGUUCAUCCAUCAGUAGCUUGUCACCUACCAUCAUCCGGGCACCGGAGGAACUGAGUCCCGCCCUGCCGAGCCAUAAUCCAGACCCUAAUCUCAGUCACCCUAAUGUAGCGUGCAAACGAAUACAGUUAAACUCAGUCAACCUUCAUACCUUUAGCGUUUGUUUCAUUUCUUUGUGUAAAAAAGUAUAGUUUUUAUAAUCAAUUUUAUAUAAAUAAAGACUGUCAUAAAACCGCUGAAAAUCACCUUUUUUUAAAGGGACUAUAAUCCCACUCAAGCCCUCCAUUUUACGCGGUUCUCCUUCAUGAAGGUCUUGUGUUUCUGGAAACCCUGGAUGAGUGCUCUCCUCACGCAUACUACAUUGCUUUACCGUCGUUUUAUCACAUAACGGAGAGACCGUACGCUAGUAGAAGCACAGCGCGUGGUGCCCUGAGAGCUUUUAGGAAUUUGCAAAUAAACUGCAACAUCCUGUCACUAUGUGAUGUUUCUGUACACCUUACUGUAAAAUGAGUUUAAGUAUCACAGGUUAGAAAUCCGAACGCUAUUUAUUUUCAGUUUGUGGAUAGUCUUAUCCUUUGUUCAGAGCAUAGCUUGAUGGUAACUCAAAGAUUGGGCUGUCGCUAACCAAACCGAACAGGCAAUCUGAUAGGAAAUUAACGUAUGUAACGGCUCUGUUUAAACAUACCGACCGAAAACGAGGUUUGAAGUCGCCUCGUGAUGCUGGAGAUCAUGGGAGAAACGAGAGGUUAAAGGGAUUGUUCACCAAAAAUGAAAAAACCUGUCAUUUACUCUCCCUCAUGUCGUAACUGGAACAUAAAAGCUAUUUUGAGGAACGAAAUGGAACUCGAUGGAAUGUUGGUUACCAACAUUCUUCUGUCUUUCUGUGUGUGUUUAGAAUGAUGUGAGGGCGGGUAAAUGAUAGAAUUUAAAUUUUUGGGAUUGGAGUCAAUCGAAUUUACUCUAAAUAUUUGGUUUGGUCGUUCUGCCCCAAUCUGCUCAAUGAUUUUUAAAGGAAAAAAAAUGCAGUUUAUGGUGUAACAAAAGACCUUUUGUUUGUGUAAUGCAUGAUUAAUACUACAAUAAAGUAUUUUUUCUAGUCUUCCAAAAGUUCUGAUCAGUUUGAAGAGUUUUGAUGAGUUUUGUAAGGUUUUUGAUUUACUACGAAUCAACAGAUUUUAAAGAUUGUACCACAUAGCAAAACAACUGUUGAAAAGUAAUGUAUAUAAAAUGUCUAUAAUAAAUAUUAAAUGGUGUAUCUGUAUAUGCAACAUGCUCCUUGUCUCGACAAUUAAUGCAGCGUUGUAUUUAUCACGGGUCAUUGACGAAUGACGAUUGCCAGGAUUCACUAUUGUGUUACUGAGAACAACCCGCCUAAAUUAAUACACGUGUUAUGUUUCUGAUGAUGCUCAGCCUGUUCAGAUGACGAUGUUCAGCUCGUCAAGUUGUACAAACACCUUGUCCUUUAUUGAGAAGAAAGUAAUAAAUUAUAAACAAAUGUACAAGCAGUUUGAUGCCCCUCCUCCCCUCUGUUUUCAUUGCGUGAGACAGUAAAGCAUGCAUAUGGAAAGGUACACAGAAAACAGGUUCGAUAAAUACAUGAACGUAUAAUUUAAGAAAAGGAAAGAAGAAA